CUCUCACCAACACGAAUCAGCCCGCCUGAGCACGUGUUGAACGGCACCAUGGACUCACAUACUCAUUAGGCGGACUGAAAAGGUCCUUUGAUUUUUUUUUAACUGAAGAAAGUAUGGAAGAAAUAACAUUUUGUUUAGAAUCAAAUGAUGAAUGGGUGCAAGAAGAGGGAAUCUUAAAAGUGUGCGAAAAGCUGAAAAAGGCUGGCCUUGGAGCUUCUGAGGCAGCCGAGUUCCGGGAGCUGACUGCCCUGCUGACCGGCAGCCGUCCGUCGACCGGUCGGCUCGCCGCUCGGGGUGUGGCGCUGCUCGUGGUCGAGGGCACCGUGCCACUGGCGGACGCUCUGCGGUCAGCCCUCUCCUCGGUGGCAGUGGGAGGCAGCUGCGGUGAUGCUCUGGUGUGGCUGGUGACAGAGCUGCUGCAGACAGCCCUGCAGGCAGCUGCGGGCGGCCAGAAGGCCCUCCCGUCUCUAAGUUCAGCUCAGCACCCGCACGUGACGCUGCUGCGCGCGCUGCCUCAGCACAGCCACCAGGUUGGUGCGGAGCUGGAGAGGCUGCUGCUGGCUGAUGACAGUCCACAGUACUGCGGCGUGGCGCUGGAGUACGUCACGCCGUUUCUGUGGGCGUGUUGCGGUCCGCAGACGCCAUCCCAUCUCCGUGCCCGGCUGGUGUCUGCCCUGUGUCGCCAGGCGCGCCUCAGUCGCACCCCGCUGCCCAUCCACCGGGCGCUGCAGCUGCUCUCCAGGGUCCAGGUGCCGCCCGCUCAGCUGUGCUGGGAACUACCCCCGCUCUGUCGCAGACUGGUGGAGUUUGCCGAGGAGAUCAACGACCGAGCGCUGCUCCGCUCGCUGACGCCGCUCACUGUUCACUGUCUGCAGCUGCAGGUCUCCGAGGGCUUAUGUGACGUCUCGCCGGCACUGUCCGAGGUCACCAGACUCCUGGAGCUCGGUGUGAGUGGAGACGUGGAACUGGUGCUGCUCUCAGACACCAUCGCUCGGUCCUCGGCACUGUCCAUCAGAGACGGGAAGCUGAUUGGUGCAGUGUGCCGGCUGCUGGAGGGCGGCCGGUACAGCCCGCACGUGGCCGCGCUGCUGGUCCCUCCGCUGCUGCGGGCCGUCUCGCUGCUGCCCGGUCUCACGUCGCUGGUGGAGCCUCUGCUGGCUCUGCUGGCUGCCGGGCCGAGCGGUGCUGCCGGUCGGCUCCAGGAGGCCGCCUACUGGCCGGCGGUGGCCGAUAUCAGUCCCGACCUCUGCCGGGCCGCCCUGCUCGCCGACACACUGGCCGCAAACGAGGAGCUGCAGCGAAGCUGGCUGAACCAUCUGGAGGUGACGCUGUCUCGCUCCGAGCCGGAUGCCUUCUCUGAGCGUGCAGCCCUGGCGCUGAUCGUCUGCACUAGCAGUUCGCCGUCCGUCCGCGGGGCGGCGCUGCGCGCUGCUCUGGCGGCUGUGCGCCAGCGGCCUGGACUCGCUGUGGAGCUUUUCUACUGUAUCAUAUACCGUCUGAAGGUGGAGACGGACCCGGAGAUGGUUAUGACGCUGCUGCGCGCCCUCCCUGAGCUGGCUGUCAGCAAGGCUGUGGUGCCUCCCCUGGUCCGGCUGCUCACCGGACUGGUGACGUCUGACGGUGGCCGCGGCCCGCUGGCGGCCGACGCCGUCCGUCUCUUGGCCGCCGUGUGGCGCCGCGAGGAGCGCUGCCUGCCCUACCUGCUCUCCGUGCUGAAGAUGGAGGGCCCGCUGACCGCCCAGUCGUCCCGCCUACUCCUGGCCAGACUGGCUGCCAUCGCUGAUAUCUGUACACAUAGCCCGACGUCCGGCAAGGACCAGCUGUCGGCUUUGUCUCGGGUGCUGACCGAGCUGACGACGCCAGAGAGUGGAGCUGCCUGCAGUCUGGCACUGACCGGCAUCUCAGCGCUCUGUCAGGCAGAGGUACUCGAUGUACGCACCACGUGGCGCAUCCUGGCACCGAAACUGAGACAGGAACGACGGACGCCCGUCUUGGCACGAUACAUGGACUUCCUAGCACUGGUACCCCAGCUACACGUGCCAAGUGAGGAAUACGAAGCCUUCACCCUGGAAGUAUCGACCGUUCUGUGGCAGCAGGUCACUGGUAAGCGGCCACCUGCCGUGGUACGCGCCGCACUCCGUGCUUUGUCUUUCUACAAACCCGGCUCCUUUACCCUGCGAAUGCUGCCGGCCGCCGCCAAAGUGGGACUCGUCGUGCCGGCCAAGCUGAUCGCCACGCCGGCUGACGCGGCGCGCUCGCCGGAGGAGCUGAUGCCGUACGUACCGGGCGACUGCUACACGCGCCUGCUGACCCACCUGCUCCCGGAGCUGAUGGAGGAGUAUGGUCACACGCUGACCGGCCUGGUGGGCUGCGAGAUCAAGCUGAUCGGUCGCGGGGUGUACUUCACGGCCAAGGAAAAGGCGCGGAGGGAGGGCGGCGAGCCUUCCUCACUGGCCUACCUGGAGCCGGCGAGUAUCGUCAGGGCUCUGGUGGCCUACCUGCAGACGGCAGCCGGCGGCUCGGAGGGCGGGGAGGCUGUGCUGGCGGCCGGGCCCGCCCCGCCGGCAGCGCUGGCCGCCUGUCUGUGGCCGCUGGCCGCUGAUCUUGGCCACGCGCUGCCGCCGCUAAAUCUCUCCUUUCUUCUGCGGCUGGCGGAGCGCGGCGGGCCGGUGGCGGCGCUCUGCGUGGAGGCGCUGGCACGCCAUUGCUGCACGCACCCCUCAGCUGCCGACUCGCUGAAGAUUCUGAUGGCCGUCCCACCGAGUGACAACCGUCCGCCGGAGGUCACCGAGGCCCUCCUCAAACACCUGGGUAUGAUCGGACGCGGCGUGCCGCCCGCCGUGCUCAUGCCGUUCGUGCAGCACCAUCUAUCGACGACCCUCGGAACUUCUGGUUCGGAGGCGUGCCGUGUGCUGGCGGCGCUGCGUACGGCGCUCAAAGACGAGCGUCUACACGAGGCGAAUCGGGCGACCAUCGGCCAUGUGAUGGAGGCCAUGGCCGACGACAUCAACCCGGAACAGACGGAGGUAUUCACGGCGUUCCUGGAGGGUAUCUCGGAGCUGCCCACGUCUCACCUGGAACGGCUGAGCUCGCCGUCCCUCUGGUGGUCAGUCGAGAAGGCCAAACUUGUCGUGGCGGCCGCCGUGCGGAGCCACAUGUCCUGUCUGGGCGAGGGAGACAGCCCCAUGGUCUGGAUGAAUGAUAUCAUCGAUGCUGCGGGCAGCGCUGGUCUGGGAGCGGACGUGGAGUCGGAGGUGUGCCGCGCGCUGGCCGGCUGCUGCGGCCACUCCUCUGCUCCCGACUGGCUGCUGGAGCUGCUGUUCAGGCUGCGGGCCGUCCAGACGGGCCGGGUGGACUGCGACACCGCCAAACCAGGACAGGUGCUGGGCUGGCUGGCCGACGUGCUGGCCUGUGCCGUGCUGCUCUGGUCGCCGUUGACUCUCACCUCCUCCCCCACCUCUCUGGCCUCGUCGGCCUCUGCGCGGACGCGCCUGUUCCCCGCCGCGGCCCGGCUGCUGCUCAGCCAGCCCCGGUGGCGGCCCGUACUGAAACAGGUGUACGGCUGGCUGCAGCGGCUGCAGGAUGAGCCGUCGGUGUCAGACCGACUGAGGCUGCCACUGCUGCUGCCGCUGCUCCAGCCGGCCGCCUGAGACUGAAGCGACGCGGUGGAGACGGUUCCUGGCGCGGCAGAGACUGUCUGGCGCACUAUGACAUAACGAUGACGGUCCUCAGCGUACGGUGAAACCGGGUGGCUUGGCGUUAUGAAAGCUUCCACUGCUGUGAUCUGAUUGUUGGUUAUGUUGGCUGACUGGACUGUUGAUGGAUAAUAUAUGUUUCGUGAUGUGAU
Molecule: messenger RNA, 3847 nt
Organism: Amphibalanus amphitrite
Lineage: Eukaryota; Metazoa; Arthropoda; Thecostraca; Balanomorpha; Balanidae
Product: focadhesin-like
Exons: 17
Coding region: 114-3650 (1178 amino acids)
Biological process (GO): regulation of post-transcriptional gene silencing
Source: RefSeq, a predicted model, not a curated record